Molecule: messenger RNA, 25509 nt
Organism: Pelobates cultripes (western spadefoot toad)
Lineage: Eukaryota; Metazoa; Chordata; Amphibia; Anura; Pelobatidae
Source: the annotation of a GenBank genome assembly
CCCACUUUUUUUUUUUAAAUCUACAUAGCCCCCUUUAUUUGGCUGUCUGAGGUCUGUUUCCAAUGCUAGGCCUUCUGUUAGCCUUCUUGCAAAUGCUAUGGGGUAACCCCUCCCACCAAUAACAGAUUAGCUGUAAAUAAAGCAGACAUUUUCCCACUGAACUACAACUCCCGGAAUCCUCUGCGAGCCGUGCAGCAGGCGGAGCAUACUGGAAGUGUUCGUCCAAUAAGCAACUGACGAAUAUAGACGUCAUCUCCUACAGGAAACACGCUGAUUUUUUUUUACUUUCGAAAUAUAAAAAAAAAAAAAAAAAAAACUUUAUUGAGACAGCGCAAGAAAAAAAAAAAGAAAAGAUAAACAGCAGCGGGUUUGAGUGAGCGCUGCUCUGUGUGAGCCCGGCUUCUAUGUGAAUGAGAAGCGGGAGCGCGAGGCUCGGGAGCGCGCGCUUCUCGUCACGGUAACGGCUCCGGUGCACGAUGAGCCUGUGCGGGAAGGAGCUCGCCAACCUGCUGGGCAUCAUGACCGAGGAGGCCUGCGGGAACACCUUCGAGGGCCUGUCCACGGCCUUCCACCACUACUUCUCCAAGGCCGACCACUUCCGGGUGGGCUCGGUGCUGGUCAUGCUCCUCCAGCAGCCCGACCUCCUGCCCAGCUCCCCGCAGCGGCUCACCGCGCUCUACUUGCUCUGGGAGAUGUACCGCACCGAGCCCCUGGCUGCCAACCCCUUCGCCGCCAUCUUUGCCCAUCUGCUGAACCCGCCUGCCGGGGAGGAGGCCGAGAGGCUGUUGUCAGGUGAGGCUGGGGCCCAGGGGGGAGACCAGGCUGACAUACCUACAUAGCUACCUAGCUGGGACAGGACAGCCUGCUCUGUUUACAUUACCUUAGUAGGUUUAAGGGAGGGGGGGAGGGGACAACUUAAUCUAUGUUUUGAAACUUAUUUGUAAUAAAGAAAAACAACUUUUUUUUUCAGGUGAGGUCAUCAAUCCUAAAUUACCUGGUGCCCAAUCAGAUACUUCAAAAUUCUCCGCAAUCCACCGAUCAAUGCACGGGACACGCAGCCUAACAUCCUCAUACUUUGCAUGUUGACACAAGUCACAUAGAUUAAAGGGAAUAUAUAGUGUCAGGAAUACAAAUUUGUAAUCCUAACACUAUAGUGCUCUCUGGACCCCCAGACUCAUAAAGGUUUUCAAAAAAAAAAAUUACUCAUCCGCUGAUGUCCUUCGGUUCUGCGUUGGUGCUUCACCUCCUCGGAUGUCAUCCCAUGAGGGGCUAAUGCGCAUGGGCGGUGAGCUCGUUAGGCCCUACCCAUAGGAAAGCGUUGCCUCAAUGCUUUCCUAAGAGGAUUUUACUGACACUGGAUGCCCUCGUGCAGAGUGUCUGGGUGACUACAGUCAUAAUUAUGAAAUCUAUAUAUUUUGGAAGCCUCUAGUGACUGUUUAUCUGACCGCUACUCUUAGGUGUAGAAGCUGAAAAAGUUAACUGCACUGUUUUAACUUUUAUGACUGCAGGCCAAAAUUUUUUCAUUAAAAGAAAACUCUGUAAAAAGUAAAGGUACACUAUAGGCACCCAGACCACUCCAGCUAAUUGAAGUGGUCUGGGUACAAUGUUCCUGUACCCUAAAGACUGCCUCCAAUGGCUGUCAGACAGCCACUACAGGCACUUCCUUCUUGUUAAGCAACUUUUGGUCGCCUGACGUUGGAUGUUCUCAUGCUCUGCCUUAAAAGAAUCAUUUCGGAUAAUGAGACUUUUGUCAAACGCAUGGAUGAAAUGCAUGGGGGACUUCAGAGCAAGGGGCUAUUCCCAGGACCUAUUAUGGAAUGCAAGGGAUAGAGUAACAUAUUUAGCAACUCAGAAGGUGACGGUGGUUAGAAAGAAAAAACAAAUAAAAAACAAAACAAAUGGAAUGUAUCUGUGUGGUAGUUGCGUCAAUUGCAACAAUGUCAUUAGAAACCACUCUUUCACAUUUGUUAGGGCUACAAAAUUGAAUUACAUUCCUAUAUGAAUUUCCAAUCAGACUGUGGUCUAUUUGAUUAAAUACCCUUGUGGCAAGGAGUAUGUGGGACAAACCACUAGACUUUUUUGACACACGCUUUGGUGAGCACAAAAGUGCUAUUAGAAACCAACGUACUACUUUAUCUGUGGCAAGACUUUUCAAUAAGAUGGGUCACCGGGAGUCAUAGUUAAAAUUCCAGGGAAUUUAACAUGUUAAAAAUCCGCCCAGGGGUAGUGAUUAAAAUUCCUUAAACGAAGAGAGAUGUACGAGAUGUAACUUUAUCUUCAUUCAUGCCACCCGGAUAUAAAGACUUUACUUGUUUUUUUUUUUUUUUUUUAAUUCUUUAUUUUUGUAGUGCAUAAGCUUAGUACAAUCGCUUGUGAUGUACCCCAAAGGCAAUCCUCCAGCGCAUUAUAAAAAAUUUAAACAUAGAGGUACAGGGUUAAUCUUGCACAUUUUUAUAAGGUUGAGUUAUGCGGUAUACGGUAUUGAUUGUCAUUACUUAAGAAUAUUCAUAAAAUAACUUAGCUUAACUUUCUGCUCCUGGAAUAAAAUUUAAGAUGCUGUGUCUAGUGUAAUGGUGACUAUACCAGCAAACUAGUGUAGUUGAUUCAGAUUUGUGAGUCGCUUAAUAGAAUCAUGUUUUUAAUAAGCUGGAUUAAGAUGCUAUGGAGCGAAUGUUAGACUAAACAGUGAAAUCGUUAGGAUAAUAAAGUAAGGUGGUCAACGCUUAACGGUGCUAGGAUAGCUUUGCUAGUGUAAUUGAAGUGUGGCCUUAUGGUUUGCAAUGUAACAGUAGCUGGGUCGUGUGUCUUAGCCUACAGGUUGUGCUAUUAUUGUGUAGGCUAUGAUGCAAUAAAAAAAACAAGUAACUUUGCUAUGUCUUGCCUACAGUGUAGUGUUACAUUACUACACUGUCUAAACAUAAUUGCAUUCUGUUUUAUUGAUGGGUAACUAGACAUCAAGUCUGCGAUGGCAUGGGGGUAUAGUCCGCCUUUGGCCCUAUGUAGCCAUGUGAGUCCGGGUAUUCCGCUGUUGCAAGAUUUUGGAACAGUUCAGGCCAGAAAUAUCUGUGAGGGACUUUACUUGUUUUUAGUUGAAUUGUCAAUAUAUUGAGCAGCAGGAAAUGCUAGCAGUAUGCUUGGUUGUAUAGGGAGAGGUAUUAGCAGUAGGAAGAGGGAAGUGCUCAUGCCAUUGUACAGAACACUGGUGAGACCUCACUUGGAGUAUUGUACGCAGUACUGGAGACCGUAUCUUCAGAAGGAUAUUGAUACCUUAGAGAGAGUUCAGAGAAUGGCUACUAAACUGGUUCAUGGAUUGCAGGAUAAAACUUACCAGGAAAGGUUAAAGGAUCUUAACAUGUAUAGCUUGGAGGAAAGACGAGACAGGGGGGAUAUAAUAGAAACAUUUAAAUACAUAAAGGGAAUCAACACAGUAAAGGAGGAGACUAUAUUUAAAAGAAGAAAAACUACCACAACAAGAGGACAGUCUUAAAUUAGAGGGACAAAGGUUUAAAAAUUAUAUCAGGAAGUAUUACUUUACUGACCGGGUAGUGGAUGCAUGGAAUAGCCUUCCAGAUGAAGUGGUAGAGGUUGACACAGUAAAGGCGUUUAGGCAUGCGUGGGAUAGGCAUAAGGCUAUCCUAACUAUAAGAUAAGGCCAGGGACUAAUGAAAGUAUUUAGAAAAUUGGGCAGACUAGAUGGGCCAAAUGGUUUUUAUCUGCCGUCACAUUCUAUGUUUCUAUUUGUCUACUUGUUUUGUUCUUAUUUUUAAUUGUUUUCGCUACAGUUCUCUAGUAUUGUGGGAAAAGCGGAUGGACAAGGAAGGUUGGGGACUGAGUUAUAACCUCUGAAAAGCGGUCUGCUUUUUAAGCAGUCUACUUAGAACAUAUGGAAAGGACUCUUUGUGCAUUCAAAAUUAUUGCCAUACUUUGAUUACUUAUUUCUGAUCUAUUUUCUUUUUGUCCUUACAUCUAUGGGUCAUUGGGUGACUUGUUGCCACCUCUGGCCCCAGUGAUCUAGUGACAUUACUAUAUUUUCUAUUUUACUUUUUGUCUUCCAAUCUAUGGGCUCUGUGAGAUUUAGAUUCCCUACAGACCCUAUAGAUCAGUUAACAUAUGUCUUCUAUUCAUGCAUAUAUAUUUUUACAUCUAUGUGUAUAUACACUGCUCAAAAAAAAUAAAAGGAACACUUAACCCCUUAAGGACACAGCUUCAGAAGCUUGACUUACGCUUAAUGACACAAGCAAUUUUUGCAUUUUCUUGCUGUUUGCGUUCAACUGCAAUUUGCAUCUCUCUCAUUUAUUGCACCGACACAUAUUAUAUACUGUUUUUUAAAGGACAGAAAGGGCUUUAAUUUGAUAUAACACAUAUAUAUAUAUAUAAAUGCUUACUUAUUAUAAAAAAAAUACAGAAAAAUGCAAAAAAAAUGAAAAAUAUUGUUUUUUUUUACAGUUUUUGCAAUAAUAAUGUGUGCAUAAUUAGUGCAGGUUAAGGAAAGUAAUUAAAAAUAAAUUUAUUUAUUUGUUCUGAUUUACAGAAUAUAUAAUGUGUCUGGGAUUUUAAGUUUUUUUUGGUAGUUACAGGUCACAAAGCACAAGGAGUAAAAUAAACUUUUUAAUGUGGAGCGAUUUUAGAAUUUGGUAUGUUUGUCUUGUAAGCUUAAUAGCCAUAAAAGAAAACAAAAUUGCCACACAAAAGUAUAUAUUUAUAUAAAGUAGACAUCACGGGCUAUUUACCUAAGGUUGUUUUGACACUUUCUACGUAGCCAUUUCACCGCCAACCUCUGCUAAAUAUUGGAGUAAAAUUGUGUUCUUUUUGGUUUUUGGCACACAAACUUAUAACAGAGAAAUUCUCGUGUAUAUUUUGUAAAGUUGGUGUGUGCUAUUCCUGUACAAAGUUUUAUUUUGUGUUCAGUUACAUCUGCUGAGUAAAAUGACACCCCCAUUGUAUGUCUUUUGCACUAUUUCGUGAAGUUACAGUGCCAUACAGGAUACCUGUCCUUUUCAGUAUUCACAGUAGAAUUUUGAGAGAUGAAUUUAAUGAGCCUUAGCUUCCAUUUGGGGUAUUAUAACAGUUUGACUGUUCAAAAACCCCCACAAAGGCCUACCAUUUGUAAAAGUAGACACUCCAGGGUAUCUUAUAAGGUGCAUAUUGUGCCUUAACAUGCCCCCAUUUUUUCACCAAUAUAUGCCAAAGUAUGUGGUAAAAAAUAAUUUUGUGCAUUUUUUACAUACGGAUUGCAUUUUUGCUGGGCGUUUUGUAUAUUUCAUAUGUGCCACUAAGUUCAAACCCCCCAAAUUAUGCUCAGCUAAGUCUUCUGAGUAAAAUGACACCCCAUAUGAAUGUCUUUGUCACUAUUUCGUGAAGCUACAGUCCCAUAUAGGAGACCUGUCCUUUACAGUAUUCACAGUAGAAUUUUGAGAGAUGGAUUUAAUGAGCCUUAGCUUCCAUUUGGGGUAUUAUAACAGUUUGACUGUUCAAAAAACCCCCACAAAGGCCUACCAUUUGUAAAAGUAGACACUCCAGGGUAUCUCAUAAGGUGCAUAUUGUGCCUUAACAUACCCCCAUUUUUUCACCAAUAUAUGCCAAAGUAUGUGGUAAAAAAUAAUUUUGUGCAUUUUUUACAUACGGAUUGCAUUUUUGCUGGGCGUUUUGUAUAUUUCAUAUGUGCCACCAAGUUCAAACCUCCCAAAUUAUGCUCAGCUAAGUCUUUUGAGUAAAAAUACACCCCCAAUGAAUGUCUUUGUCACUAUUUUGUGAAGCUACAGUGCCAUAUAGGAGACCAAGCCAUAUCCGCUUUUACCAAACUUUGAAUUUUGACGCUGGGCCUAUGUGCAAUUUCCAAGCAUCUUCGCAGGUUUUAAAUUCAAACUACCCCACAAAGGCCUACCAUUUCUUAAAGUAGACACCCCAGGGUGUUUCAAAAGGUAUAGUUUGAACCUUAGCGUGGGAUCAUUUUUCCGCUAGCUUGUACCAGAUGUAGUGGUAAUAAGCGUUUUUUCUGCCUUUUUGACAUACAAAGUGAGUUUGCACAGUAUAUUUUGCAAACCUUAUGUGUGCUACGACUGUAUAAUACUUCAUAUGUUGCUCAGCUAUGUCGGCUGAGUACAGCAAUACCCCCGUAUGUACCUUUGCCAGGUAUGUGUGGACAUCGGAGGGGCACAUUUGGGACACAGCCAUUCCAGUAUUUUUCAAACUUUGAAUUUUAUGCUGUGCCUAUGUCCCAUUUUAGAGUAUUUUACCAGGCUAUAUAAUCCAAAUUCCCCAUAAAGCCAUACCAUUUCUUAAAGAAGACAUCCCAGGGUAUUUCAAAAGGCAUAUUUUGAACCUUAGCGUGGGAUCAUUUUUCCGCUAGCUUGUACCAAGUGUAGUGGUAAUAAGCAUUUUUUCUGCCUUUUUGACAUACAAAGUGAGUUUGCGCAGCAUAUUUUGCAAACCUUAUGUGUACUAUGACUGUAUAAUACUUCAUAUGUUGCUCAGCUAUGUCGGCUGAGUACAGCAAUACCCCCGUAUGUACCUUUGCCAGGUAUAUGUGGAUGUUGAAGGGGCGCAUUUGAGACGCAGCCAUUCAGUUUUUUUCUAACUUUGAAGUUUUACGCUGUGUCCAUGUUCCAACUUGGAGUAGUUUAGACGGUUGGUUAUUGAAACUUCCCCACAAACACAUACUAUUUAUUAAAGAAUACACCCUGGGGUAAUUCAAAAGGCAUAUUUUGAACCUUGGCGUGGGAUAAUUUUUUCUCUAGUUUGUUCCAGGUGUAGUGGUAAUGAGCGUUUUUAAAAUGUAUUUUUUUACUUUUUAUAACUUUUUUACUUUUAAAAACUAGUUUUUAAACUUUUGUUUUGCUUAUAAAUUUUUUUUAAACUUUCCUAAACUUUCUUAAAACUUUUUUACAGAUUUAACAUUUUUCUAAGCUUUUUUUUUACCGUUAACCCCUAACUAGCAGUACGCAGCACUAACAGUAAAUUCCCCAUUUUCCCAUAACUCCCACCCACCCCAGCUAGCAAAAUAUAUAGUUAUAAAAUAUUUAAAUUAAAUAAAUUGAACCCCUGAGGGUUAAAAAAAUGAAUAAAAGUUAAUCCUCAGGGGUUAAAAAAAAUUAGAUCACAGUAUAAUACUGUGAUCUCUAUUUGAUAGCUGUAGGCAGUGAUCGACUGGCAGGGAAGGGGUUAAUUUUUAUUUGGACUAGGUAAAGUGUGGUUUUUUUUUGUUUUUUUUUACUUAAAUGUUAUUAAAACAUUUUUUAAGUUUAAUUUUUAACUUUUUAAAGUUUCUUUUAAAACUUUUUUUUAACGUUAACCCCUAGUUAGCCUAACGCCAAAUCCCUCAAUUCCCCACUAACUUCCACCCACCCCAGCUAUCUAAAUAUAUAAUUUAAAAAUAAUUUAAUUAAUUAAUUUAAUUAAUUUAACACCUGAGGGUUAAAAAAAAAAGAAUUAACCCUCAGGGGUUAAAAAAAUAAAUCACAUCAUAGUAAAAUGUAAUCCCUGCCAAUUGAUCACUGUAGUCAGUGAUCAAUUGGCAGGGAAUGGGUUAAUUUUUUAUUAAAAUGGGUAAGGGGGGGGACACUUUAAAUAUACUUUAUUUUUUUUAACAGCAGGGGGCAGGAUCAUCACUGAUCCGGCUCACUGCACUUCACACAGAACCCGGAAGUGCAGGGAGCCGGUAGGUGAGUAUACAGAGCACAUGUGCUCGCUCAGACUUGCGGUCAGAGCGAGCACAUGUGCUGGGCAGCCUGACCGGGUGCUCCCGGUAUGCCUCCAAUGCAGAGGCAUACCGGGAGCACCAUUAACCCCGCGAUCGCUGCGAUAGCGGCGAUCCGGGGUUAAUUUUACCGCGUGACGGACGAGGUCCGUCACCCGUCGUUAAGGGUCUCCCCUGUGUGACGGACCUCGUCCGUCACCCGUCCUGAAGGGGUUAAACAACUCAAUGUAACACCAAAUCAAUCACACUUCUGUAAAAUCAAACUGUCCACUUAGGAAGCAACACUGAGUGACAAUCAAUUUCACAUGCUGUUGUGCAAAUGGGAUAGACAACAGGUGGAAAUUAUAGGCAAUUAGCAAGACACCCCCAAUAAAGGAGUGGUUCUGCAGGUGGUGACCACAGAUCACUUCUCAGUUCCUAUGCUUCCUGGCUGAUGUUUUGGUCACUUUUGAAUGCUGGCGGUGCUUUCACUCUAGUGGUAGCAUGAGACUGAGUCUACCACCCAACACAAGUGGCUCAGGUAGUGCAGUUCAUCCAGGAUGGCACAUCAAUGCGAGCUGUGGCAAGAAGGUUUGCUGUGUCUGUCAGCGUAGUGUCCAGAGCAUGGACGUGCUACCAGGUGACAGGCCAGCACAUCAGCAGCAGGACCGCUACCUCCGCCUUUGUGCAAGGAGGAACAGGAGGAGCACUGCCAGAGCCCUGCAGAAUGACCUCCAGCAGGCCACACAUGUGCAUGUGUCUGCUGUCAGAAACAGACUCCAUGAGGGUGGUAUGAGGGCCCGACGUCCACAGGUGGGGGUUGUGCUUACAGCCCAACACCGUGCAGGAAGUUUGGCUUUUGCUAGAGAACACCAAGAAUGGCAAAUUCACCACUGGCGCCCUGUGCUCUUCACAGAUGAAAGCAGGUUCACACUGAGCAAAUGUGACAGACGUGACAGAGUCUGGAGACGCUGUGGAGAAAGUUCUGCUGCCUGCAACAUCCUCCAGCAUGACCGGUUUGGCAGUGGGUCAGUAAUGGUGUGGGGUGGCAUUUCUUUGGGGGGGGGCACACAGCCCUCCAUGUGCUCACCAGAUGUAGCCUGACUGCCAUUAGGUACCGAGAUGAGAUCCUCAGACCCCUUGUGAGACCAUAUGCUGGUGCGGUUGGCCCUGGGUUCCUCCUAAUGCAAGACAAUGCUAGAUCUCAUGUGGCUGGAGUGUGUCAGCAGUUCCUGCAAGACGAAGGCAAUGCUGCUAUGGACUGGCCCGCCCGUUCCCCAGACCUGAAUUCAAUUGAGCACAUCUGGGACAUCAUGUCUCGCUCCAUCCACCAACGUCACGUUGCACCACAGACUGUCCAGGAGUUGGCAGAUGCUUUAGUCCAGGUCUGGGAGGAGAUCCCUCAGGAGACCAUCCGCCACCUCAUCAUGCACAGGCGUUGUAGGGAGGUCAUAUAGGCACGUGGAGGCCACACACACUACUAGGCCUCAUUUUGACUUGUUUUAAGGACAUUACAUCAAAGUUGGAUCAUCCUGUAGUGUGUUUUUCCACUUUAAUUUUGAGUGUGACUCCAAAUCCAGACCUCCAUGGGUUGAAAAAUUUGAUUUCCAUUUUAAUUUUUGUGUUAUUUUGUUGUCAGCACAUUCAACUAUGUAAAGAACAAAGUAUUUCAGAAGAAUAUUUAAUUUAUUCAGAUCUAGGAUGUUGUUUUUGUGUUCCCUUUAUUUUUUAUUUUUUUUUAGCAGUACCGUGUUUCCCCGAAAAUAAGACCGGGUCUUAUAUUAAUUUUAGUCACAAAAAACACACUAGGGCUUAUUUUCAGGGUAGGGCUUAGAGCCAGUCUGUCAGCCGGUGUCCGCGCUGUGUAACCCCCCAGAGACCCUCACCUCCCUCCCUGUAAUACUCUCCCCCCUCCCCCUCCCCGUAAUACUCUCCCCUGUAAUAUCCCCUUCCUCCUUUCCUGUAAUCCUCCCCUCCCCCCUCUCCAAUCUUCUCCUCACCUCCCCUGUAGCGUGGCCGAGCUCCUAUCCGGUCCGCGACCCGGCCGGACUGACAGGAAGUGCACACCCAGUGUGCACUUCCUGUCAGUCCGGGCGGGUCGCGGACCGGAAAGGAGCUCGGCCACGCUACAGGGGAGGUGAGGCAGUGCGGCAGCCGUCUGAGCGCUCUCUAUAGAGCGCUCAUGCGGCUGAGGCAUUUAAAGGGCCGGCAGCCGCCGGCCCUGCCUAGGUCUUAUUUUCGGGGUAGGGCUUAUAUUGCAGCCCACCCCGAUAAUCCAGUUAGGGCUUAUUUUCGGGGUAGGUCUUAUUUUCGGGGAAACACGGUAUGUUUUAUUUAUGUGUGUGUGUGUAUAUAUGAACUCAAAGAUCCAAGCCUUUUAUCUAUGUACACAAAUUGCCUAUUUCAUUAAUAUUGUUCACAAAUCUGUGUUAGUGAUAGUCCAUCCUGGACCUGGAACAUGCUGUCGUAUACGCUGAUCCAGAGCAUCCCAAAUUUGCUCAAUGGUUAACAAAUCCGGUGAGUAUACUGGCCAUGCAAGAACUGGGAUGUUUUCAGCUUCCAGGAACUGUGUACAGAUCCUUGCAACAUUGGGGCCAUGCAUUAUCAUGCUGCAACAUGAGGCGAUGGUCCUGGAUAAAUAGCAAAACAAUGGGCCUCAGGAUCUCAUCAUGGUAUCUUUGUGCAUUCAAAAUGCCAUCAAUAAAAUGCACCUGUGUUCGUUGUCCAUAACAUACGCCUACCCAUACCAUAACCCCCACCGCCACUCGAUUCACAAUGUUGACAUCAGCAAACUGUUCACCCACAUGAGGCCAUACACGCUGUCUGCUAUCUGCCCUAUACAGUGGGAAAAACUGGAUUCAUCCGUGAAGAGAACACCCCUCCAAAGUGCCAGAAUCCAUUGAAUGUGAGCAUUUGCCCACUCAAGUCAGUUAAGACGAACUGCAGUCGGUUCGAGACCCUGGGCAUCAGCUCUGGUGGACAUUCCUGCAGUCAGCAUGCCAACAGCACGCUCCCUCAAAACUUGUGACAUUGUGCUGUGAUAAAACUGCACAUUUUAGAGUGGCCUUUAAUUGUGGCCAGCCUAUGGUACACCUGUGCAAUAAUCAUGCUGUCUAAUCAGCAUCUUGAUAUGCCACACCUGUGAGGUGGAUGGAUUAUCUCAGCAAAGUAGAAGUGCUCACGAACACAGAUUUAGACAGAUCUGUGAACAAUAUUUGCGUGAAAUAGGCCUUUUGUGUACAUAGAAAGUCUUAGAUCUUUAGAUGAGUUCAGCUCAUGAAAAAUGGGGGCAAAAACAAGUGUUUACAUUACAGUCCAGGAAAACCUCCACUAGAAACUCCUCAGACGGCUAUUAGAGGUGCUUCCUGUGGCAUUGCUGCACAGUGUGCAGCACUGCUUUUCAAUGCCUCCUCCCUCUACAUGGAGACACUAAACAUUUCUAAUAGAGAUGCAUUGAUUCAAUGCUGAUUGGUCAAGGCUGCCUCCUUGACAGUCUCAGCCAAUCUUGUGGGAAAGCAUUGGAAUUGGAUUAGAGAAUCACUUCUGAUGAUGUCAGCAAAGAAAGCAGAUCAGGGGCAGAGCCAGCAGCUGCAGACUUCAACAAAAAUAAGAUAUUGGUAUAUUUAGGGGUACAUGGGACUCGAUAAGGGAUUUUAACGCUAUAGGGUCAAGAAUACAUGUUUGUGUUCCUAACCCAGUAGUGUUGCUUCAAUAUGUGAUUAAAGGAUCACUAUAGGGUCAGGAACACAAAGAUGUAUUCCUGACCCUAUAGCGUUAAAACCACCGUCUAGCCCCUCAUGCCUCCAUAAAUAUCGAAAAAUCUUACUGUAUUCAAGCCUGAAGCUGCUGUCUCUGCCACUGUCUGCCUUUAAAAAAACAAGCAGUCUGCUAACAUCAUCAGAAGUGGUGGCAUGACCCAAUUACAUUGCUUCCCCAUAGGAUUGGUUGAGACUGACAGGCAGAUCAGGGGCAGAGCCAGCACAAUUCAAACACAUCCCUGGCCAAUCAGCAUCUCCUCAUGAAUUGAAUCAAUGAAUCUCUGAGGAAAGUUCAGUGUCUGCAUGCAGAGGGAGGAGAAACUGAAUGUUUGGAUGCAUUUUAGGCAGUCAUGACCUAGGAAGGAUCUCUAACAUCCAUCUGAGGAGUGGCCAGUGAAGUUAUCACUAGGCUGUAAUGUAAACACUGCAUUUUGUCUGAAAAGUGUUUAAAGCAAAAUGCCUGAAGGUAAUGAUUCUACUCACCAGAACAAAAUCAAUAAGCUGUAGUUGUUCUGGUGACUAUAGUGUCCCUUUAAUACUUCCCCUGACGAAUUAGGUUCUAGUAUGAAUACAUAACUUUUUAAUAUUGGAGUGAAUGUUCUUACGAGGGAGCACUCAGUCAGCGCACUGAAUAAGAAGACAUUCCCGACGUUUUAGUGCCUCCAAUAACUUGGUUUUAUUGGAGCCGAGUUGAUUGACUUUUUUUGGUUGUUACUGUGGUUACGUUAUAUUGGUAAGCGUGAUGACAUCAGACCUCGAAUACGGAAUUCGGCGGCCAGAACGCAGAAUAUGAAUGGGAUUGAGCCCAAACACUCUCCUCUGCUUUACCGCACAACUGAUUUUAAUCCACAAUCACUAAUGGGUAUUUUAUUGGGUAUUUAGAUAUGAGCAACUACCAGUGAUCUUGGAGCCCCCCACCUCCUCUUAGAGCUUUGUGGUCUCUAUCUCUGGGUCAGUAUAUCUGAUGAUACACAUUAGUAGGUUUACAUGUUUUUUCUUGCAUGUUUGCACUUUGUCUUUAUUGCAUUUUUCUAUUUCAUAUAAAAAAAUAUUUUUAUGUGCAGUACUUAUUGGUGUGCUUUGGGUUUAUCUGUGAUUUUAUGGACCUGGAUGGGUUACAGGUAUGUUCUCAUUAAGCCCACAGCACUUUAAUAACUGCCUGCUUCACCAAAAAUUAACCCACACUAGUUGAGCGCUUACUAUACUAUUGCUUGCAGCCCUAUAUUUGACUGUAACUUUCUAAAACCCCAUAAAACCUUUACAUGGGGAGGGGGUACUGUUCACUGAACACAAAUAUGUGUGCUUUAUUGCAGUAAAAAUUGGUUUAUGACAUUCACAGUUAAAAUACCAUGUAGGGGAAAAAAGUGUGAGUGUAUUUUAAUACGAAAGAGGUGAAUUAUGGUUGAACAGACAGCGCAAAUUUUGUUUUGAUCAUAACUUGUACAAUUGUCUCCGUCCUGAAAGUGUUAAAGUUCCAUUAACAGAGUAGGAGAACUUCUAAAAUUGUUCUACUAAAGUAAACGCUGUAAGCUGUGAUUAAAAGUGUAUAUAUAUUUUAUUUUUUCAAUGGAGUCUGUGUGAUCCACAGCCAAGGGAAGGUGUAACAAGGCUGCAUAAAUGGAAACAAAAGUAAUUUUAACUCCUAAAUGACAGGCUUCAAGGGAAUGAUCUAUACACCAAAAUAACUUCAUUUUGUGAAAGUUGUUUAUUUAGUGUCCUCAAUAGCUCAAGGAAUGCACUAAAGGGUAAUGGGACAGAAACCACAAUAGGGCACAGAAUACAGGCUUGGGAGGUUUGAAUUCCCUAAAAGUAAGUUGUGAUUGGUCCACAUCAUGCUUGCGCCCACAAAACUUGUGUGGUAUCAAUGUGAGCCAGAAACUACUUGGGGCUCCUAUUACCCCUUUAAUAGUUUGCUCGCACCUCGAUCAGUGCUCUUAAAUACACUAAGUUUAAUUAACUGUCCAGUCCUCCAAAGCCAGCCAAUGAGAAGUCUUAAAGAGAGGGGAGGCAGAGAGGAAUUCAGGUGAAGAUUAUCAAUUGCAAAACUAACCUAUACGCUUGCUCUCAAUCUAAUUAGCAACAUAUGUAAUGUAUGUAAGUGAUCCUGAGUGCCUGGACUACGUUUAUUGUUUUACCAUUGGAGUAGGGAUAGCCAGUAGUGAUGUGCAUGGGGAAAAUUUUCGGUUUGGCAUUCCGAAAUUCAGGACUUUGGCAUUUCGGAACUUCUCUUGCAGCCGCUUGAUAGAUAACUCCCUAAUUCCCAUGGUAUUAGGGAGUUAUCUACCAAAAGGCUGACAAGCCCCUCACCCGUGACGCGUGAGAUUCAGGCUUUUAACCUAAAGGGGGGACCAAUUGUCCUCCACCCUGGCCCCCGCCACUGAGCGGUGGGUGGGGGCCCUAAGUUAGAAUAAGGGGGGUGACCUAUUGUCAUUCCCCUACCCCUAAGUGGUGGGUGGGGGCCCUAAAUACCAAUAAGGCGGGGGAACUAUUGUCCUCCCCCCUCUGGCUCCCAUCCCAAAAUAAAAAUUUAAACCCCCCCCCAAGUUUAAAAAUGUAAACUUGGUACCUGUAAAAACAAAAACAAAUUACCAUUUGAUUGCUUCUUUUUUUUUCUUAAGUCGUCUUUUUUUUCUAAAAUCUUUUUUUUUUCAGACCCCAAAAUGGCCAAAUAAAAAUCCAUAAUAACCGUCACACUUUGGGGGAAAAAAAUAAAAACCAGAGCGCAAAAAAAAUAUAAAGACUUGCCCCGUCCUGCAAUUAGGCUGAGAGCACUCUGGCUGGUUAAAGCCAUCCAAUCAGAGUGCUCUGACAGGUAAGUCUUUACAUUUACCGGUCACAGCACUCUGAUUGGUUCUUCCCACGCUGUGUAAUUUGACUCCUAACUCUCUGGUUACUUUCAAUUAACCAAUCAGAGUGUUGUUAUGAGUCAAAUAAAACCGCGUGGGAAAAUUCCAAAGAACUUUCCCACGCUGUGUAAAAUGACACAGAGCACUCUGUCUUUUUUUUUUUUUUUUAAUUUUUUUUUUUUUACGGUGAGCAGCUGACUGCUCACUGUUUAAUAGAAAUGCCCCUACUCGCAGUAUAGCGUGUAGGGGUAUUAUUUACUAAUACUAAGUAAUCUCUACUUAGUAUUAGUAAAUAUGGCUGAAAGACCAUUUUAGGUCUUUCAGACUUUUAGUAUAGCUCCCUAAUACCGUGGGAAUUAGGGAGUUAUCUACUUAUUCAUUUGUCAUUUCAUUGACUGGCUAAGUAACUUACAUUUUAUAUGAAUGUGUAUUACUUGAUUGUUGUUGUAUGCUUACAGUCCUGGCUAUGUUUGUAUACUUUUUUAUUUAAACUUGUAUACUGUGUAACAUUCUUCAUUCUUCCACUGGGUAGGUAUAUUAGUACUUCGGAACUUUGGCAAUUCAACUAUUCGGACAUUCGGAAGUAUCCGAAUGUCUAAAAUUUGUCCAAAUUGACAUUCGUAAUGAAACAAAUUGCACAUAUCUAUUAGCCAGCGCCAGGUCUGGAUGCACAAGGACCAGAUAAGAGUAUGGAUUCCUCCUUUUGUUGGUUCUUGUAAAUAUGGGCACAUCCAUUGAAUGAAUACCAUGGAAUAGUAGUAUGGUUUCUUUUGUACCUUUUUUUUUUUUUUCUAGAUUUGCUUACUUUUUGUAAAUGUUGUUAAAUUAUAUUUUUGACUGUAUUUCUUUAAUUUAGAAAACUUAAUUGCUGCAAUUUUUUUUUUUUUUUUAACAGGGUUUCUGCCUCCUAUCACACCCCCAGAAAAGUUCUUUCUCUCCCAGCUAAUGCUGGCUCCACCAAGGGAACUAUUUAAAAAAACACCGAGGCAGAUUGCUGUGAUGGAUGUUUCAAACCUGGGCCAACCAGUGGAUAUUAGUGGCCUUCAAUUGGCUCUUGCAGGUAAAAAAAAAAAAAAAAUAGUAGACCUUUUUUUCCACAUAUUCCCUUAUGUGACUUCCAUCUUGUAGUUUGAAAAGGUAAUCAAUAUUGGUUUAUAUACUUCUGAAGGUUUUAUAGAUGUUUAUAUGUAUGUCACACAAAAUUUGUUUAAAUAUUGACUGUUAAAUUGCAUUGAUGUUCUCUUUCCAGAACGGCAGUCUGAGCUCCCAACUCAGAGUAAAGCCAGCUUCCCCAGCAUCUUAAGUGAUCCUGACCCAGACUCCUCCAAUUCAGGAUUUGACAGUUCUGUAGCAUCACAAAUCACAGAAACAUUGGUCAGUGGACCAAAACCUCCCAUUGAAAGUAAGUUGUAUACCUGCUUAGCAAUAAAAUGCAGUAUUCUGUUCACUGUUCAUAUGGUGUAGUGAUUACAUCCUGUAUUCAAGUGUAUUGGAGAGAUGCCAUGCAUUUCUGCUGGUUAUAAAAAAGACUGAUCAGGCUGCAGUCCACUACUCUUCCCCUUACUCUUGAUUUAUUGUGAAGAUAAUGGGUUAAAAAAAAUUGGAUUGAUUAGCUGUUCUUGGAAAACUCUCCUAACUCUGGUUUAAUAGAAACUUGGCUAUUUUAGCACUGCCAGGUAAAGAUAAAUUCUUUAUAAAAUAAUCCUAUUGAUUGUAUUGGAAUUUUACUGUCCAAUCAGACCUCCCAGUGCAGCUCAAUGAGAAGUCUUUGCAAGGCAGGCAGCUUUGAAGAAUUGUCCCCUUUUAGAUUUAGUUCCAGUGAGCAAAACAACCAGGAAGAGAAGUAGCAGGUGCAGUUGUCUGACAGUCACAGGGUAUAAAUGCAAAGAUGCACUUUGUUUUCAGUGACAUUUCAAUUGUCUGAACAGAAUUCUGGCUAUGUGACCUCUCCUUGAAUGUGUAAAAAUACAAUUGUUUACUUUUAAAUAAGUGUAAAAUAAAUCCACUUUACUUGCUUUCCCUAUUUUUAGGUCAUUUCCGGCCAGAGUUUAUUCGUCCCCCUCCACCACUUCACAUCUGUGAGGAUGAACUGGCAUGGUUAAACCCAAUAGAGCCAGAUCAUGCAAUCAAAUGGGACAGAUCAAUGUGUGUGAAGAACAGUACUGGAGUGGAGAUAAAGCGCAUCAUGGCAAAGGCAUUUAAAAGCCCCUUGUCCUCUCCGCAACAGACACAGGUAAGAAACGUUUGUGUAGUAUCUCUGAUAGAAGUGUUCCUUAUGAUAGAUUCGUGACCAUGUACAACAUCAUUUGAAAAUAUGAGAUGGUCAUACUGAAAGACCAAUUUGAUUAAUAUUUUUCUUAUCUCCGAACCCUCCCUUCUAUUUGCUAAUUUAAUCCCACAAUAGGUAAUGUAAUCCCCUGGAGUUUAGUGUGGCAGUACAUUACUGUAGGGAUUCAUCAACAGAAUCUGCCUCUCCUUUAAUUUAUUUAUUGCCAAUUAAGUACUGAGGGGGCUGCAGCUCCUCCCAGUCUCCCUGUAGAAUUUGCGCACUUGGACAUUUUUCAGGAUGUGUAUCUAAAUUGCACUCAAAUUGUAAUUUGAAUCUUAUUUGGGUAUUACAGGAUUUUGCAAUUUGGAGCCACACAUUCUAACUUGUUUCUUUACACUCCUUACAGCUUCUUGGAGAAUUAGAAAAAGAUCCUAAACUGGUCUAUCACAUAGGCCUUACCCCUGCCAAGCUUCCAGAUCUGGUGGAGAACAACCCUCUGGUGGCAAUAGAAAUGCUUUUAAAGUUAAUGCAGUCAAGUCAAAUCACAGAGUAUUUUUCAGUGUUGGUUAACAUGGACAUGUCAUUGCAUUCCAUGGAAGUUGUAAACCGGUAAGUGUUAUCUCCAUUUAGCUUUUUGUGUGUGUGAAUUUGAGGAAACCAUUAUUCAAAUGUUUUUUUUGUUUUUUUUUAUGUACCUCUUCUGUUGGUAUACAAAAUGAAGCUUAAAGGAGCACUCUGUACACCAAAACAACUUGGUCUCAAUGAAGGUGUUACGUUCUCUGAACAUUUUGGAUACAAUGUUACCUAAAGUAAGGUUCGGGGGAUUAAGGGAAAGGGGUUGAACUUGUGUCGGGGCUCCCAUACUCAGAGUACUUCUGCCAGGUCAGCUUCCUAGCGGCUAUCAGGGACCCAGGAACACUUCAGCCCCAGUCACGAAAGCUUGACUGGAGUCGCUGAGGACUUUUUCCACCCUGGAUCAGGCUACAGCGGUCUCCUUCCAGGCAGGUAUCAUCCCCUCUGCCUUUGCCUCUUCAGCUACUGCCUUUACAAAUGCACUUGUGGCUCUCAGGCCUGGAUCUUUUUUUAACUUGUCCUGGGAAUUGGGGAGUAAAGCAAAGCAGCCAGUCAACAGGUCCAAAACUCUGUAUCCUGGUUGGUUUAAUCAGGGAUACUUGUAACAAAGUUCCCAAUGGAACACAAACACUAAUUCUUUGUUAUCAUUUGAAAUGUGAUGAAAAGCAUUUAAAAUACAAAUCAGAGAGAACAUGCAAUUCUAAUUAAUGCAAAAAUAUAACACAAGUAAAACGUUCAAACCCAAUAAAAUGCAACAAUACAUAAAUUUAACUACCUAUUUAGUUGCCCUAAUUUGCAUACCAGCAUUAUGUACAUUUUCACAUUUCUAUUCAGUCAGCAGGAGGCGCUGCAGAGUUAUCAAACUAACACUCAUUGUCUGUAUAUCAAAUGCUCCCAUCACAAGACCCUUUCAGGGGCUCUUGGGAGCAGGCCCAAAGUCUGUGGGUUAGAGGCUGGCCUUCAAGCCUCUCCAGAAGGCUAUGUCACGGGUGAUUCUGUCACACAAUUGUUUACCAAUGUCCUCACCAUAACACUGGCUCCCAGUCUGAUGCUUCUUCUAAGAAGCCAGGCACUGAGGCAGAAAAAGAGGGGGUAAACUGAUGAGUGCCGUUUGAAUUGUUAUACAUAUUAAAGGAACACUAUAGCAUUGGUAAUUCAGAUUUCUAUUUCGUCCGCUACAGUGUUCCUAUCCAUGGACCUAAUAUGCAUGUGUGACAAAUGCAAACUUUUCCUUUGGAAAGAACUAAAUCAAAGCCUUCCUAUGAGGCUUCUGUGCCACAUGACCGAGUUAUACUCUGGAACGGGAAAUGACCUUCCCCCAAACUGUUGCCACAAAGAAAAAUAAAUUUAAAUGCCGGCUCUGGGGCUAAAAUAACAAUGUUGAAUCUAUAGCAGAGAAUGUUUACAGAUUAGCUCUUGGCAGGGCCCCCACUCAUUUUUAUGGAAAUUAUUUGGUGCCGGGACAUGUAGAUUAUCAUGAUGGACAAGUAAAUUGGGCUGCCGCUUUAAACCCAUGGACAAGUUAAAAAAAAAUUAAUAAUCCAUAACCUUGUGGAGGCUGCAAAGGCUGAACUCAAUAAUUAGUAGGGGUGUCCACAUACUUGCAACAAACUUUCGUGCAACUGAUGUGGGACCUUAAAUAUAAACUCUCACAUUACAACUACACAGGUUUUAGCUGAAAAAAUUAUAAAAAUAAUAAACAUAGCUGCAAGUUGCAACAGAUUUGUACUUGAUACCAAAUGUAUCUAAAAUUAUAUAAAAAAUAGAGGGAAGGAGCGGAGAGAGGGGUUGUGCAAUAAAACCAAUCUUUAUUCCAAAUAAGACAGACAAAUAACCAUAAACAGUUCUCUGUAAGCGAUAUAAUACAGCACAGAAAAUAGACCAGUUAGCCAGACUGGGUGCAACUUUGCUAUGUGGAGCAAAUUAAGUGGUAAAACGUAUGUUAUCAGGAAUUGGUGAAGCUCCAUCCUCGUACACGUUUCCAUAACGAAAGACAGAUCAGUACCUCCGUGUUAGUAUAUUCUUUUGAUAUCACUAGUUUCAACUCUGUUUAGAGAAGGUCAAGGGACUCUGUGGAAUAUAGCCGUUGACAUAGGUACUGGUGCAUCGCCAUAUGUGAACUAAGGGUUUUAUCGGAGCCAGCCCAGUUUAUAUGCAGUUUUUUGGAAAAUGUCCUUUAUAUCCAUAUACCAGUUUUACAACAUUCAGUACCUGCACAUAUACAUUGUGUGGCAAUUGUAUUGGAUGAGUGCCUUUAUACAACUUUACCACUCCGUUUGAAAACUUGAAAUAUACAUCAAUAAUUUUUUUAAAUUUUUUUUUUUUUUUUUUUUGUGUGUGUGUGUGUGUCUUGCAAACACCUAAUACUUAGCAUAUUAGAUAUGACUGGUACAUCAUCAGUGUUCAACCGUGGCAAAUAAAAGUGCAAAUAUGAAGUUUUUACAGUACUUUGUUAGCCUUGGAAUUCUAAUACAUGCUGUAUGUUUCAAACGAAGAUCAUAAUUUUAUAGCAUUAUAACCAUCUAAUAUGCAGCACUUUAUAAUAUAUAACUGGGACAUGAUCAGUGCAUUACCGUUUGUGGCAAAUCUAGGUGUAAAUAAUCAUAUAUCUAGAGUAACUGACCGGCCAGGAAUCUAUAUGGGCAAUCAGGCUAGCGCCACGUGCACAUUAUACCUCCCGCAUAGGGAAACAUCGAUUCAAUGUUUUUCAAUGGAGGAUUUGAAGAUACUGGACGUCCUCAUGCAAAGCAUCUAGUGUUGUUUCAUGGUUAAACUCUGUGAAACUGGAGAAAGCCUCUCUAGUGGCUGUCAGGUAGAUGGUAAGUAGAGGCAGUAUUAACCCUGCAAUGUAAACAUUGCAGUUUCUUUGAAACUGCAAUGUUUUACAUUGCAUGGCGAAGGGGAUUGGAACACUGCACCCAGACCACUUCAAUGAGAUGAAGUGAUCUGGGUGCCUAUACUGUCUCUUUAACUACUCAAAAGGAAUAUGCAUGACUUUGCACAGUACAGAAAAAGUGAUCAGCCUUAUGUGGAAUGUUUUAAAAAAAAAAAAAAAAUACACAAAUAAAAAUGAUCCUUACCCUUGAAAUAUUUCGGUAUGGCAUAAUGUAUAAAAAGAAAAAAACCAAAGUGUGAUAUUAUAUAUUCUAAAGUGAUAUUAAAAACCACUCACAUUUGCAAGAGCCUAAAGAAGUGACUCAGUAGAUUGUCUUUGUGCUUUUUGUGCAGCACCACACCUUCAUUUAAUGACUCGAACUCUCAAAUCAGACAGAGAGAACACACCAAUAGUAUAGACUGUAUAAAAAGCACACAGUUGAUAAAAUGAUAUUAAUCCACUCACCUUAAACAGGCCAGGAAACAAAGCCUUUAGAUUCCCGGUUCUGAGGUUAAAAGAUAUUGUACCUGGGAAUCAGUGGUGACAACAGUGGAGCUUAGAACAAGUUAAUAAACAUCCAGUUGAUAAAACAAAAAAAUUGUUUUAAAAGAUGUCCCAAAAAAGUUGAUGACAAGACACGUUUCUCUUCUUCUAGCUUCUUCAGUUGCUAGAUUAAAAAAACAAAAAAAAACUAGCUAACAAUGUUACUAACAAAUGGCAGAAAGGUACUACUCUGACUAGCAAAUGUGAAAUACCAAGACAUUGAUACAGCCACAUUUUAUUGUAACCUUUCAUUACAAGCUACAUUUAAGAAAAAAAACAUAAAAAAAUAGGAACACAGCAAAAAUAACCAGAACGUUAACCCCUUAAGACCGGAGGGCGUAAUAUUACGUCCCAUUUUAGGCGGCUCUAAACACCGCCGGGCGUAGUAGUACGCCUUCUGGUUUUUUGUUACUUACCCGGUCGCCGACGAUCGCGGUUGGGGGGACUCCCAGGGAGGACCUCACAAUCACAUGGCAGGGUUAGCUGCCUGCUGCAUUGCCAGCACGGGGGCUGCCUGGAAAUAAAAUAUAGUUAAAUUAAUAAAGUGUAAAAAAAAAAAAAAAAAAUUAUAUACUUGGAUCAUAUAUAUAUGUGUGUGUGUGUGUGUGUGUGUGUGUGUGUGUAUAUAUAUAUAUAUAUAUAUAUAUAUAUAUUUAUAUAUACAUACACACACAUACACUGUCUAGGUUUAUUUUACUAUUAAAAUAUAUAUAUAAUUAUUGAUAGAUAUAUAUUUAUAUAUAAUAUAAUUUUUUUUUAAAUACGUUAAAAAAUUUAAAAUAAAUAAUUAAAUAUAUAGAUGUUAUUUCGUUCUAACUGUAUUGUGAUAUUAAUAUAUAUUUAUAUCAAAAUACACGUAGAGCGAAAUAAAAUAUAUAUAUAUAAAUAUUUUAAAAAAAAUUAUACAUAUAUUAAUUCCACAUAUAUAUCUAUGUAAUAUUUUUACAUAAUUAGGUAUCUUAAUUACAAUUAGCGGGACCUGCCUGACAACCCAUGCCAAAGGUAUAGGGAAUUUAAUUUGCUAGCACUAUAAUUAAAACUAUAACUUUCCAAGACACCAUAAAACCUGUACAUGGGGGAUACUGUUCUACUUGGGAGACUUCGCUGAACACAAAUAUUAGUGUUUCAAAACAGUAAAAUGUAUUACAACGAUGAUAUCGCCAGUAAAAGUGAAAUUUUUUGCAUUUUUCAUGCACAAACAGCACUUACACGGACGAUAUUAUUGCUGUGAUACUUUUUGCUGUUUUGAAACACAAAUAUUUGUGUUCAGCGAAGUCUCCCGAGUACAACAGUACUCCUCAUGUACAGGUUUUAUGGUGUGUUCAAUAGUUACAGCGUCAAAUAUAAGGCUUGUGUUUCAUUUUUUUCACAUUAAAAUUCGCCAGAUUGGUUAGGUUGCCUUUGAGACCCUAUGGUAGCCCAAGAAUGAAAAUUAUCCCUAUGAUGGCAUACCAUUUGCAAAAGAAGACAACCCAAGGUAUUGCAAACGGGGUAUGUCCAGUCUUUUUUUUAGUAGCCACCUAGUCACAAACACUGGCCAAAAUUGGCGUUUUUUUGCAUUUUUCACACACUAACAAAUACUAACGCUAACUUUGGCCAGUGUUUGUGACCAAAUGGCUACUAAAAUAGACUGGACAUACCCCAUUUGCAAUACCUUGGGUUGUCUACUAUUGCAAAUGGUAUGCCAUUAUGGGUGUAAAUUUCAUUCCUGGGCUACUAUACAGUCUCAAAGGCAACAUAACCUAUCUGGCGAAUUUCAAUUUCAAAUGUAACGUGCUAUAUUUGACCCUGUAACUUCCCAAAACGCCAUAAAACCUGUACACAGGGGGUACUGUUUUACACGUGAGACUUUGCUGAAUACAAAUAUGUGUAUUUUAUUGCAGUAAAGGCUAACAGUAUAAUGACAUUGACAGUUAAAAUGUCAUGUAGAACUAAAAACAAAAUCUUAUUUUCUCCCAUUUUUUUUCAUAUUAAAUUGUUUCACAGCUAAAUAUUUGAUAUUAAAUGAAAGCCCUGUUUCCCCUGAAUAAAAUGAUAUAUAAUAAGGGUGGGUGCAUUUACUAUGAAAGAGGUGUAUUACGGUUGGACAGACAUGUAGCGCAAAUGCCAGGUUUUGUUUACAUUUUGUUUUGUUCACAACGUGUACAUUUGGCUCUGUCCUUAAGGGGAUAACGCACGCUGUAGGCCAAUAGGAUGAAAUAAGGGCACAAACUGGUGCUGCAGUUGUGAACAGUAUUAUUAUUUUUAUUGCCUGUUAGAGGGCUGGACAAAAAGUUCUUAAGGCAAUUAAAGUAUCACUAUAGGCACACAGACCACUUUAGCUCAAUGAAGUGGUCUGGGUGCCAGGUCACCCUUGUCUUAACCCUGCAGCUGAAAACAUAGUAGUUUAACUGCUGUGUUUACAUUGCAAGGCUAAGCCAGCUUCUAGUGGCUGUCUCCCUGACCGACAAUAGAGGCACUUCCGCGAUUUACACAGAGUAAAUAGCACUUAUUUGACGUCCUCACGGAGUAAAGCUUUCCUAUGGGCGGGUUUUAAUGCCCGCGCCUCUGGCUGCGCAUUCGUCUCCACUUGGGAGCUGGCAUUGAUGGAGAUGUCACCAGUGCCUGAGGGAGCCCGGCGCCGGAUUAAGGUAAGCAAAUAAAUGGUUAAGUAACCCUUUAUUCGCCGCGGAACGGGGCCCUAGUCACCUAAAUGGUGACUAGGGCUCUAUAGCGUUAGGAAUACAUAUUUGUAUUCCUAAUGCUAUAGUGUUCCUUUAAAGUUUUUCAUUCAGUUUACUGUAGUGUGUGAGCAAGAGAUCUCCCCUAUGAACAGUAAUUUUUGGUUUUCGAUUUGAAAUUCACUUUGAAUUUCCAAUAAUUCUCACUUUUUUGUGAAUAACCCUGACCACUUGUGACAAAUUCACUUAAAACAUGUUUUAGUCUUUUAACUUGGGCUUAUUUCUAUAUAUAGAGCCCGAACCUCUAGGAUAAUUAUCGGGUAGUUCUCCAACUAACUAAAAUUAUUCAAACAGAAUGUCACAUUGCAUAUAAUAUCAAACAAAUGUAUUCAUUCAUACUAAAGUGAAACACACAAAUACACCUAGUGAAAAAAUAAAUAUAUGGAUAUACUCUUCUGAAAUGCUGUAUACACCAGGACUACUCCAGAUCCUCAAGACCUAUUACAAAGAGCAAGGCAAAUACUUUUAUUUCAGUAUCUCGUAGGGUAAUAAGCCCUCAAACUGAUAUCUGCUUUAAAAUUCAUAAAUCGUAAAUAAUUAAAGGCAUAUCACAAUCUCUCUCAUGCACUUCCAAACACAUAAUAUCAGAACUGCUCACCCCCUCCUGAUUGUACCCCAUGAUGUACAGCGUCCACUAAUCAAUCUGUAGAUCCACAACUACACCAACAAAAUCCAAAAUGAAAUUAGUGCUUUGCAUAGACUACUUAAGUGACAGCUAAUCUUUAAAUGGCAGUGUUACUUUGGCAUCCUAAGCAGUUUGGGAAUUGUACUUACAGACCUAAAUUCCAAGUUAUACAUAUAAUUUCAGCAAUCAACUUAAAUAUCUGAACACCCUCUAAACCAUUUUAUUCCCCCAGGCUUACUACUGCUGUGGAUCUUCCUCCUGAAUUCAUUCAUCUUUAUAUCUCCAAUUGCAUAUCUACAUGUGAGCAGAUUAAAGACAAGUACAUGCAGGUAUGCAUUAUAGGACAAUGUCCUUCUCCCCCCCCCCCCACCCUCUUUUUUUUCUUAUAAAAGCUGUUUUAGUGAUCAUGCCUCAAGAAGGCAAACGAUACUUACUAUUUUCGUGUUUUUAUAGAAUCGCUUGGUAAGGUUGGUGUGCGUCUUCCUGCAGUCUCUGAUUAGAAACAAAAUCAUCAAUGUUCAGGAUUUGUUCAUAGAGGUCCAGGCUUUCUGCAUAGAAUUCAGCAGGAUACGAGAAGCUGCUGGCUUGUUCAGACUGUUGAAGACGUUGGAUACAGGAGAAAAUCCAGCAGAGGCAAAACCUGCAAAAUAGGACUUGCACCGACCUUUCAUUUGUCAGUCGAACUGUUUAGAUUGUUGAUAUCUUGUACAUUAUAUGCUUUCCAUGUUGUGUGUUUUUCUUUUUGUUUUAUUUUUUUUAAAUUCAUAUACUGCUAGUAAACAUUGCUAGCCCAUAAUACUUCACAACAUUGUAAAAAACAUUUUCACCAAACUAGACAUGUCUUUUGGUUAUUUAGCAAGCAUAUCUACCGUAAAAAGAAUGGCUUUAUUUUGUGUAAAAUAUUUACCAACAUCAGAGGAUGUGGUUUUCUGUACAGACCGAUGCAUGUUGACUUGCAUAAAUCAAAUUAUGUACAAGUACUUUAUCCUUUUUAAUUACCAGAACAUUUUGUAAGGUGAGUUUCAGUGAGGUGAAGGCUUUAAGAUACAACCAGAACACACAUUUUAAAUUAAAAUGUUCGUUACGAUUUGCAGUUAUUUUCCUGCUCUUGAGUGGUUUUUCACUUCUGACCUAAAGCAACACUUCUAGAUAUAAAUAUACAACAAUUUCAAAUCCAUUGUUAUAUUAACAAUGAUGGUAGUGUAAACAAAAAAGCUUUAAUUAUGUCUAUUUCCUAUAUAGUUAGUCACAGCACAUAAAGGCUCCGAUACCAUAUUCUGAUUGAUGGCGUACAUUUUUAGACCAUUGCCAUAAUUUUUGUCAACCAUUUGUGAUACUCAAUACAUUAGGUCUGUGUUUUUAUAGAUACAGAUCAUACAUUUUUUUUUUUUGCUUGUAUAUAAUGCUUUUAAGCAAUUUAUUUCUUGUAGUAUAUCAAAAUGUACUUCAGAUGUAAGAUGUUUGGAAGUGUAAGUAUACUUACAAGUAUUCAGCCUUGUGUGGUUCUAUGUAAAGUUUCACUUAUAGUUGGUUUCUUAAACAUGUUUGUUGAGAAGCUGUAUAAUAAAUAAGGGAAACAAACCUUUUGUGGUUUUCUGUGUCUUCUAGAACUUUAAAAAAAAAAA